Trichoderma reesei QM6a is the source of this 2481-nucleotide messenger RNA. RefSeq lists its product as uncharacterized. The record is from RefSeq and is a predicted model, not a curated record. The coding region runs from base 1 to 2481 and encodes 826 amino acids. The transcript is spliced from 4 exons. Lineage: Eukaryota; Fungi; Ascomycota; Sordariomycetes; Hypocreales; Hypocreaceae.
AUGUGUAACCAAGUGGCUCCGAUACAUGGACAGUCGCAGCGUUCCAUCAACAUCAACUUCGAUGCUCCCUCAACAUCCGGAAGCACCCAAGCAGCAGGCUCUCGGCCACCACGACCCAUGCCGUUUACGAGAGAGAGUAUACUCAGCGAGUGGAAGACCUGCCGCGCAGAGGGAGAGUCAGCCUUCAUCAGCGUGUUCGUAGUCGGCAAGCCCGACGUGGACGGGCGCUGGUCUCGGGAGAUGGAAGCUCGUGGGCAGCCGGGGCCCUCACAGGAACCACCCCGGGUCCUUUUCCCCGGGCCAAACUCCGUCGUCGACGUGUCGCGCCGACCGCAAUGGUUCUUUCGAAGAGCGCUCUUCAAGCGCACAGUGGCGAGGUUCAGUCUCCGGCAUCUGGAAGAUGCAUUCGCUGAGCUGUCGCCGACGAAGUUCGCGGCCCCCAGCACUGAGGAGGGAGAGAAAGCCAUUAUCGAUCGUGCGUACGGCCUCUUGUCACGCUUGCCGGAGACGCCGGUCCCUCUGUCUGCCCUCCCGGAGGUGCCUCCGGCCGCAGAACCGAGGUGUUGGCUCCAACUGGAAGCAGGCCCGUGCCGCUGGGAGGAUCUCGAGCCGAUCUGGAGCGUCUCAGCGCCGAUCCGCAUGGCCUUGGCCAUCGCCGUCACAUGGGACAGACGCGUCGAGGCAAACACGCGUGGCAAGGAAUGGCAUCAGUUCAGAGAGUACCUGGAUUCAGUUUCAGAACUGAUUGACGCGGCGUCGUACGAGUGCGAGAGAGUUUCCUCGUCUGGGAAUAAGCCCCAUGCGUGGAGAUGGUUUCUUGUCAAGACUUAUCUCUGGAGCGUCUGGCAGAGAUGCGUGGCCUUGCAUUACUGGCGCAUCCUGCAAGACAACUUGAUGACGGGCUUCGACUAUACGGAUCUCGGUGAGCUGAGCCUCCGCCCGAACAUGGACUCGCCUGCCAUUCUGAAGCAGUACGAAGCAUUGAAAUCGGAAUACAUGUGCAGCCUGGCCUACCAGAUCCUCGUCAGGAGCAGGUCGACUGCCCUCCUGGACUUGCGGCAGUUCCACCAUCGGUUCAGCGGCCUGUUUGGGCAACAUGCCGGGAGAUGCAAUGACGAGAAGUCCUGCGAUGGGACGUCUCCCGCCGGAUGCCGCAGAAUCAGGGGGGCCGUCGUUAUCGACCAGAGCCAGCACGAUGUCUUGUGCGAAGGCGACGGCAAAUGUCGCCGCAUCCUGUGGGAUGAGGCGUCAUAUUGUCGACUGACCGGUGCCCGUGCGGUCUCCCUAUCCGACCUAGAGGGUUCCCAGCAGGCCUUGCUCGAUGACCACGCCCUCCGCCGCGAAGCAAUCAUGACCAUCAACCAAGUCUUCAUGGGUAGUCGUGCCAUGGUCCUAUGCGACCGAGACCUGAUGAGCAUCGACAUCUCGGCCAUCCAAGGCCCGGAUGACGCAUCUCACGAGGCCACGUCCCUCAUGGAGUCUAUUCUCUGCUGCCUCCUGGCAAGCGACUGGAACGUUCGGGCGUGGACGCUGCUGGAAGCCCUGCGCGGCAGGAAGGACAUCCGCAUCCUCUGCAGGUCGGGAACCGACAACAACAACAAGCUCAUCUCCCUGCGGGACACGUUGCAGACCGUGUGCAUGAACGGGGCCAUCAGCGUUGGCAUCUUGCUCCUCGCCAGCUACCACCUGUUCCCGGCGCCCCUGAGACGGAACUGGUUGUAUAUGCACUCGCUCACCACUUCUCUGGCUAGCAAAGCCAGGUCCGGUCAGCAAUGGAGGCGAGAGAUGGUGCAGGGGACGCGCGACGGCCAAAUCAUUGCCGAUCGCAUCGCCGACGGCUUCCUUGCCGUCUCGGAAGCCGCCACUCUGCUCUGCCAGCGCUUCGCAUCGCGGCCCGGCGAUGACGUGGUCAUCUGGGCAUUGCUCGUCGGCGAACAGCGCUUCGAAGACGCCGCCGAGCUCUGGACGAGAGGCCACGGCGGCACGGACCCGAUCCCCAUGGACAGGACCGUCUAUACCGGAUAUCUCAUCUCGAGCGUGCCCCGGCUGUCCCAUGACGGCAUCUCCUGGGCACCCAGCCAGCCAGGCGUCCAGUUUGCCGCCGACGGCAGCGGCACCUCAUACGACUACCCCCCGUAUGAUGGGAUGCUUUCACGUGUCGGCACGAUCAUGAAGUAUCCUCAUAAUCUCCGUGCCGUAUGGGGCGUUUCGCCCAUCAACUUUGGUGGCAAGAGGGUCCCCUUGUACCUCCAACGGGCCGGCAACGCCGUUGUCAAGGACCUCAUAACAAGCUAUGAUGAAGGCAUUCUGCUGCAGCCGCUGCAGGAGGUCGACGCCCAGGAAGACGCGGGCAGUCAAGAGCCAGCGGUUGUGCUCCCCAGCGUUUACAAAGGCCAUUCGCGGGGCCCUCUACUUGCCUUCGCCAUCAUGCGAACCGAUAAAGAGCAGGUCGUCUCGACAAUGAUGCAGAGUAAAGCUUGA